Atta colombica is the source of this 597-nucleotide messenger RNA. RefSeq lists its product as uncharacterized. NCBI's taxonomy places the organism in Eukaryota, Metazoa, Arthropoda, Insecta, Hymenoptera, Formicidae. The coding region runs from base 1 to 507 and encodes 168 amino acids. The record is from RefSeq and is a predicted model, not a curated record. The transcript has 2 exons.
AUGACGGUGAAGGAAAGAUUGGAGGCGUAUAGACGCAAGAAGCGCAGACAGGAAAUGAUGGAAUCGAUCAAGAGUGUAAUGAGAAACAUAUUUUCGUGGAAUCGUGAAAUCAGAAUCGAGAAAUUUGAAGAAUCGAUGAAGGAGGAGCAGGUUAAACUAUGCAAACAGUCAGUGGAUGUCGAAGAGGAUGUCCAGGAGAUUGACGUUCAGGAGGAGGACAACACACAGGAAUCGCAAAGUACAGUGUUAAAACGAAUAAUCUAUUUAUUAUACUUUCUGUUAUGGGCCACGUUAUAUAUGAUCGCAUUAGAGUACGAGUUCGGUGCUGUCUACUUCGUACUGUCGGCUCUGAUCUUUAUCUGCUUGAACACCAGAUCCGGGCCGAAACGACGUGGCGAACCCAGCGCUUAUUCUGUCUUCAAUCCGAAUUGUGAGGCGAUAGAGGGUACUCUCGAUGCAUCACAGUUCGAAAAAGAAAUAAGAUAUGGUAUAGGAGGGAUACGAUGAAAUUGACAUAAAUCAGAAAAAUCUGAACAGAUUUGAUAUGAUGUUAUUCGCAUUCCGAUCUAUUUAUAUAUCAUGAUUGGAUUAUUUAAU